AGGUGGAGUUGUGGGUGACAUUUCGGCUGACAAACCUUCGGCCUGCCCCCGUGCGUCUGACGUCAUUGACGUCGAACGGGACUGUUUGUUCUGGAUUUGGGGCGAGGAAGGUCUGCGAGCGCUGACAACCGACUGAAGAAGCGUGUCACUGACAAACGUCCAGUGUUACCUUCUGGAAAUCACCACCUCACCAACUGAGAUAUGAUGACACAAUUGGAUUAGACCACAGCUGCACAGCAACAAACAUGUGAGUCUAUAGAUAAUUAUUUGUCUUCUUAAUAUUUAAAUGUUUCAGAAUUAACCAUUUGGUCUGCUAGGUCCUUGAUAAUACAAAUAUUGAGCUCACCAAUGGCAAAUAUUGGUCUUUUCACACUUUUCAGCCUCAGUUCCUAAAGUAAAAUGCUGUCAUUAAUUUGUAGAAAAGGUCAUUAUCCUCUUGCAUCAGCUUAUACCAUACAGUAUAAGGCCAAAGUAAAAUAACCUGCGUUUGUCAGUACGUCUGACAAAACAUGCAACACAGUCACUUUCGUUUGUCGUUUUCCACCCAGGAGCAUUGUUGCUUCCACGAAAAUAGAAAGCCCCUCUUUGUUUUUGUAGCCUUGUAUGUUUCUUUCACGGACAUUUUUUUUCAAGUACCGGUAAGUAUGACAAUGUACAGUAUGUAGGAAUCGCUUUUUUGUUUGCCACCGAUAUCGAUUGCUGAUCUUUGAGCCGUACACGGCCGAUACCAGUCGUUUUUUGCAGCUGGUUUAGCAGUAUUAAAAAAUCAAGUACUGGAAUACCUUGUAAAUAGCCCCUUUUUUAUUAACAGAGUGCUUUAAAAUGUCCUUGAAAUUCAAAUGAGCCACAUGCUGUCUUAUAUUUUGACCAAAGUUUUGUUCAUCAAGUCGUUAUAAUUAAAUUGUUCAGAAUCAGAAAUCACUCAGCUUUUAAUUUUUUUAAAUUCUGACCCAUCACCAGCUCUCCCUCUCCUUUCUUCCUUGCCUCGAUGAACCCAUUACCGAACACUAAAUAUGCCAGGGAAGUGUAGAUUUAAUACAGCAUGGCUGGAAAUUGAUCUUUUAUACCAACUGCUGACUCCUCACUCCUUACUGGCCGCAAGCGAACAAUAACUGCUAGGCAAAAACAAGGCUUACCUAGUCUGUUGCAGGCCACAUUUCGGACUUUGUCGUGGCUCAAAAACUGACAUCCAUAGAAACGUUUGGUUUCGACUUGAACCGGAGCAUCUGUAGAUUACUUACAUACCUGAUAUGUUAUGACCCACUGCAGUUAGACAUGAUAUGAGAUGAAUAAAUCACCGUUUUCGUUAGCUUCGCCGCCAUCAUGACUGGAAAGGAGCCAGCUGUAUGUUGCCGCUAUGCGUCUGCACAGUCGCCAUAUUGGAGAGGUCAAGAUCCGCUAGUAAACAUACAAAAAUACAAUGUGCGUCCUCGAUCGGUUUUCGUGAUCAGUGACUAGAAAGCAUUAAUCCUGAUCUCCCGAUAUUUUUACUGAAUAUCGGCCGAUAACGAUUGGCGUCCGAUCAAUUUGGGCAUCUCUUACAGUAUGUGCAGUAUAUAGUGCCGCACUCUUAUACUGAUGUCAAUAAAGUGUUCAAGUCAAGUCUGUGGAUAGUCAUCUUAUAUACCAAGUCCUCCGGUCAUAUGAAGUUAAAACAGUAUGUAUGAUGGAUGAAUGAUGCAAGGGUGGGAAAGACUGUGUAUGAGUCGCCCUGCAUAAACUUUUACUGGCCCUGGGCCAUCGAUCAUGUUAUUUCUAGUAGCUUCAGACUAGCUUUGCAACUUGAGUCAACCAAUGAAAUACAAUGCUAUUUCUUGUAAACCAUAAUAUUUUGUGUUUUUGGAAGCUUCAUGCUGUACCUAAUGUCUUGUAGCUUAAGUAAAUGCUGGGCAGGGCUAGUAGAAGUGUAGAAAUCUGUAAUGUGUUUACAUUUUCCUAUUCCACUUCUACCUGAUGAGGCAGAAAGGCUGCAGGCAAACAGUCUUUAUUUGAUCUUAAGCCAUGAGUCAAUAUUUAUGUUUGACAUCUAACAGGUUGUAGUUGGUCUGUAAUGCACACACUUGCUUUUGUUGAUUGUCCUUCCAGAGAGUCGAGUGAGAAGUGUAAUGGCCUGAGGGGGUUCCCCCCGGUCCCACCUGCCCCUGCCAGGUCCAAUCUGCCUAAACUGUCUGCUAAGCCACUGCAACCCACCACUGCGAUGGGAGACGGACUGGAGCCAGGCAGCAGCCACAACCCUCCCUCUGCCCCAGUGCCUCUCCCCUUCAACCCUCCACCCCCUGAAACAUGGAACCCCUCCAGACCCAAACGACAGACCAACCAGCUACAGUUCCUGCUUAAAGAGGUGUUGAAGACAUUAUGGAAACACAACUUUGCGUGGCCCUUCCAAGCUCCUGUAGAUGCCAUCAAACUCGGUUUGCCUGACUACUAUAAGAUCAUCAAGAUCCCUAUGGACAUGGGCACGAUUAAAAAACGUCUGGAGAACAACUACUACUGGAAUGCCCAGGAGUGUAUCCAAGACUUCAACACAAUGUUCACAAACUGUUACAUCUACAACAAGCCUGGGGAUGACAUUGUCCUAAUGGCGGAGGCCUUGGAAAAGGUAUUUCUCCAUAAGAUCACAGAGAUGCCGCAGGAAGAAAAGGAGAUAGCUGUUGUCACCAAGGGACGCAGAGGGAGCAGGCGAGAGCCAGCUCUGAUCACUAAGUCAGAUUCAGGCCAAGACUCAUCAUCCCCCUCUACCACCCCACACACACGAGGCUUCUCAUCCCCUUCAACCACCCCGCAGACCCGUGCCCCACCUGCCCCUCAAGCCCCUCCUGCCCUGCCCCUUUCCCAGCCUCUGGCCCUGCCCCUAUCCCAGCCUCUGGCCCUGCCCUUGUCCCAGCCUCUGGCCCUGCCCCUGUCCCAGCCUCAGCCCCCACGUGUGCCUCCUACGCCCACCUCCCACGCACCCCAUUUGGGACCUCCAUUCCCCCUCUCAACACCUGACGUCCUGGCCCAGGGCAUGACCUCUGUUCCCCCUCCAGCCCCGACACACCCAGGCCUCCAUCCCACCCCGAAGCUGCAGAGCUCCCCUGCCCUCAUCAAGCAAAGGAAGAGCCAGAAGAGGAAAGCAGACACCACCACACCCACAGCCAAUGACCAGCUCAGUGAAUCAUCUCCUGUCUCUGCUGAGAUUCGGCCACGCCGAGAGAGCAGUCGCCCUUCUAAGCAACCCAAAAAAGAAGUGUUGCAGCCCGAUUCUCAGCAUCACCUAGGAGGCGGUUUGGAGACUGGAGGGACGGUUACGCAUAAUCGGCAGGACCAGUUGCGUUCCUGCGCACGCCUCGUCAGAGAGAUGCUGUCUAAGAAACAUGUCUCAUAUGCCUGGCCCUUCUACAAGCCUGUUGAUGUAAAAGCUCUUGGCCUCCACGACUACCAUGACAUCAUCAAGCACCCCAUGGAUCUCAGCACCAUCAAGAAAAAGCUGGACAACAGACAGUACAGAGACGCGCAAGAAUUUGCUGCAGACGUCCGGUUAAUGUUCUCCAACUGUUACAAGUACAAUCCCCCAGACCAUGAUGUGGUUGGCAUGGCACGCAAAUUACAGGACGUGUUUGAGAUGCGUUUUGCCAAAAUGCCUGAUGAGCCAGAGGAGCCCGCCCCUGUUCCCACCCCGUCAUCGGCCCUCCACCCUGCCCCCUCCACUCGACAAGCCCUGCCUCCUUCUGCUGUCUCGGAAGACGGUAGCUCCAGUUCCUCCGAAUCCGAGUCCUCUGGAGGAGACUCAGAACAAGAAAGGCAACAGCGAUUGGCUGAGUUACAGGAACAGCUUAAAGCUGUCCAUGAACAGCUGGCAGCACUCUCCCAGCCCCAAGUCAUCAAGCCCAAGAAGAAAGAGAGGGAGAAGAAAGAGAAGAAGAAAGAAAAGCACAAAAAGAAGAUGGGAGCAGAGGAAACUGUGGAGACCCCUCCCUCUGUGAUGCUUCAGACUUCUAAGAAAAACAAGAGCAGCAAGGAGCCAAUCAUUGCAAAGAAGGACAGGAAAAAGCCUGGUAAGAAAGAAGGAGUUAAAAAUAGCCGCCCAGCUGUGCCACCUCAGCCUGGGCCAACCCCUCUCGUCCCCUCGGCCUCUCUUGAAGCAGAGGAUGACAUGGAUGUAUUCGGGGGCGUGUCGACCGACAGGUGCAAGCCGAUGUCAUACGAGGAGAAACGGCAGCUGAGCCUGGACAUCAACAAGUUGCCCGGUGACAAACUCGGCCGCGUCGUGCACAUAAUCCAAACGCGUGAACCUUCGCUGAAGAACUCCAACCCGGACGAGAUCGAGAUUGACUUUGAGACGCUGAAGCCCUCCACGCUGAGAGAGCUAGAGAAGUACGUCUCCAGCUGCCUCAGGAAGAAGAAAAAGCCGUCAGUAGAGAAAACUCUGGAAACAACAAAUGUGACAAAGAUGAAGACAGGAUCCUCAUCUUCAGACAGCAGUGACUCCUCUGAUAGUGAAGACUCUGAGAAUGGGCUGGUUCCCAAGCAGCAGAAGAAGACCUCUACUAACAAAGACACCAAGAGACCGCACCACCAGUCCCUCAGUAGCGGAGCGGGCCCAGUCGUUCCCCAGCCUCAAAUUCAGCCUCAAAUUCAGCCUCAGAUUCAGCCUCAAGUGGUCCAGUCCAAACCACCAUUUGUCCCCCCUGCGCCUAUAACCGUCUCUGUCCCGUCUCUGGACUCCUCCCAGCUGUUGGGCUCUGGAUUUGAUCCUCUGGCUCACUUUAUGAACCCUCACCUGACACAGUCGAACAGUGAGCCCAAUCCAACCAUUACUACUGCCGGUGCCCCCAUCGUGUCUGGCCUCCUCAACGCAAACACACCCACUGGCCAGACUCCCACUGAGACGCACCCUUUCCUAAACCAACAUCCCAUCAUACCUUCACCAGCGAUCCACAAUGCUCUUCCCCAGCAACCAUCAAGACCUAGUAACCGAGCAGCUCCACUUCCUCCAAAAAUCCCACAGCCUCCCCCGUCCUCACUCCCCUCCCUGCCUCCAUCCCCGUCACCCCAGCUUCAGCCCUCGCUUCCACUCCCUCUACCUCAGCCUGUCCCCCGCCCCCGCGUCCCUUCACCCCCAUCGCACGGCAUCUUGGGUACCCUCUCGGCACAACCUCCCCAAGCCCUCCUUGAGGACGACGAAGAGCCGACGCCCGCCAGUUCUGAAAUCCUGCCCCUCAGUCAAGUUCACACCUUCUUGCAGUCGCUCCAGGCUCGACCCACCAUGCAGCCACAGCCGCUACAUGCGCACACACAUUCGCCCGUGCAGGGCGGCUCUCAGCUGGUUCCGUCGAUGCACACGCAGCCUGUGACAACGUCCAGCCCCGCCCUAACACAGAGACACAGCUCAGGCCACGCGCACAUGCGGCAGCCGUUCCCACAUACGCACACGUCAAUGUCACAGCAGCAGAAGGGGGUGGCCCUGCAGCAGAAGGUACAACAGAUGCAGCAACAUCAACAACAGCCAUCACCACGCAGCAAAGCAGAGCCUUUCUCAACAGGUUGCCUGCGUGAGAGCCCUUCUCCCCUGAUGAUCUAUUCUCCUCAGAUGCCUCACUUCCAUACAAUGGGACAGCAGUCACCCUCACAGACAAAGAAACAUGAGCAGAGGUCCAACAUGGUGGUGGUCAAAAAAGAGAAGCCUUCCCUGUCACCAGUUCUGCCCCCCUCGCCCUUCAGCCCUGUCAUGCGUCAAGACACGCACAAACCCGACAGCAAACACAGAUUAGAUCUGAAGUCAUUGGAUGGUUCUCGCCCCGUUUCCCGCCUCCCAGACUCCCCAGCACCACCCUGCUCCCAGCAAGACAACAAAAUCAAGCAAGAGCCCAAGACUCCUAUCGCUCCCAAGAAGACACAGGAUGUGAAGUUAAAGAACAUGGGUUCUUGGGCCAGCCUGGCUCAGAGGUCCCAGUCCACCCCAGCCUCCUCCGUGCGCUCCUCCAGCGACAGCUUCGAACAGUUCAGACGGGCCGCCAGGGAGAAGGAGGAGCGAGAGAGACAGCUGAAAGCACAGGCUGAACAGGCCAGGAGAGAGCAGGAGAAGCUACGCCGUGACGACGACGACACCAUGGAGCAGACUCGUCGAGUGCAAGAAGAUGCCCGCCGUCGCCAGGAGCAACAGUCACCGCUUGCUCCCACACCUCCAGCUUCCACCCCGCCCACUCACUCCCCACAGGCCCCACCCCCACAACCACAAGCCCCACCCCCGUCCUCCACAGCUACACAGAACGCUCUCGACCAGAGGGAGAUGGCACGCCGCCGCGAGCAGGAGAGGCGCAGGAGAGAGGCGAUGGCUGACACCAUUGACAUCAACUUCCAGAGCGACCUGAUGGCCAUUUUUGAAGAGAAUCUGUUCUGAGAGGGAAAAAGCAGAUGAUGGGAGUGAGAGAAAGACACACAAGCAAAUUCACAAACAUGCAUAUAACCACAAUGCUCUGAUACACAUGGUCGCUGCUCACACAAAUGCACACACACAUACACAGACUUGAUAGUAACUGUCCCUUUCUCUCAGUAGUUGAAACAGCUGGCUUGUGUCAUGUGAAUGAGAGGGGGGGAAGUGAAAUUGAAUUAAGCAACCCUCUUUUCCUCCAACCUCAGAUACGUUUUGGUGUCUGGCUUGGUGUUUAUGGGUGUUGGUUCUGGGUCUCCAGAGUCAACAGGUCAAAAACGGACAGUGAAAUAAUCAUAGUCGGCUCCCUCAAGGAAAACAAGAAAGGCAGAAUGAGAAGGAGGGGUCGGAACUUUUACGUUUAAAAAAAAUUAUGGCGGUGAAGAGGAUGAGUUUAAUUUAAGAAAUUAUGUGAAAAACCUUAUUCUCUUAUGUCUGAGAGGAGAGAUGGGGGGUUUAAAAGGAACGGGUGAACAAAUUACAAACGGACAGAUCACUUUGUUUUAGUUUUUUCCUCUCUCCUAAUCGCGUCUCUUUUUUUAAUUUUAUUUUAAGUUGGAUUUUAACUGGGAGGGGUGGGCUGGUUUUGGUCUAGUUUGUCAGGUUCAGCGGUCAUCUGAGAGUCGGUUGUUUUCUCAGGACAGUGGGAACGCAACACCCCAGCCACAUUCACACACUUUUCUAAGACAUCCUUCCUCCCUUCACUUCCUUCUAAUUCUCUCUCUUCAGUCACUAAUUGGAGAGGUGGAGGCUUCAGUGAUGCUCGGUCUUUGUGCACGUUGAACAUCCGAGGGCAAUGAGGAAGGAACGAUGGCAUUUUAAAAGUUUCCGUGUGUGUCCUUUGCCUUAGCGCUCUGGCCUGUAAACUAACAAUCAUACCCUACAAAUUAUACAUAUUAUAUAUAAAUAGAUACAUGAAUAUAUAUUAUAUACGACGAAAAGUCAAUGAAAAAGAACAUGAGAGGAAUUUGGAUUUCGGGGAGCAAAGCUCAUCUCUGUGUUCACCUUUGAGCUCUGGUUUUGAUUUUGUAGAAUUUACUGUAAAGAAGAAAAAAAACUUUUUUAUGAUUCUAUUGAGAGGAUUGUUCGUCUGUCUUAUUCUCUCAUACAUUUUCUUUUUGUUUGGGUUUUUUUUUUUUUCUCGACUCUAUGCCAAAACCAAUCUAUUGAGUGCUGAAAGUUCAUUCACAUUUUUUACAUGUAAGAUGCAUCUUCUUUUCACUUUAUAUUAAAGGCUGUUUUUAUUGCUAUUUAAUUUUCCUUUAUCCUCCUUUUAAAAAAAGUUAUGCAGCAGUUUUCUCUGUAAAAGUGUGAAGAAGCGGUUCCAAAAUCACUGUAUGUCUCUACUUUACUAGGCCCCAUCAUUCUGUAGCUGUUCAAUAUCUGCACUUGACUUGUCAUUACUUACAUCUUCUCUUUUUUUUUAUUUUUUUUUAUUAUUUCAUCAUGUACAUGUUUUUAGUCUUUCUUAGCCGUCUCGUCCACCACUAUCUUCCUCACAGCUUCGACAGUCUGUAUAAUAGAUUCUUGUUUGUCAUCCAGUGUUAGUUUUUAUUUUUAAAAUGUUUUCAUCGUCCAUGAUAACUGUUUUGGGAUGUCGUGUGCCAUUGUGUUUUUCUGGAAGCGGGAGGUUUUCCUGGUUUCCUUAGGAUGGCCCAGAGAUCUGUGAGUGUUUUUGAUUCUAUAAUCACUUUCUUUAUGUUUCAUUUCUUUUCCCUUCUCAUAUUUGAUUGUUUUGAGUUUAUUUUGUUUUCUUUUCCCUUUGCUAUUUUUCUCUGAUUUAUUUUAUCCAGAACAACCCGUUGGUAUGUUGGUGAGUGAGGCAUUGAGGUCAAUAGAUUCAUCUUGUUCAGAUUAUGGAGUACAGCAUCUUUUUUUAAGAAAAGUAUUAAAAUAAUAUUUUAAAAAAUCUUUAAAAA
Messenger RNA from Siniperca chuatsi (mandarin fish), 8328 nucleotides. Its product is annotated as bromodomain-containing protein 4-like. Gene Ontology annotation, cellular component: chromatin; nucleus. Lineage: Eukaryota; Metazoa; Chordata; Actinopteri; Centrarchiformes; Sinipercidae. The transcript is spliced from 21 exons. Bases 2051 to 6379 code for a protein of 1442 amino acids. The record is from RefSeq and is a predicted model, not a curated record. Gene Ontology annotation, biological process: chromatin remodeling; positive regulation of transcription elongation by RNA polymerase II.